This is a messenger RNA of Danio rerio (zebrafish), 1254 nucleotides long. NCBI's taxonomy places the organism in Eukaryota, Metazoa, Chordata, Actinopteri, Cypriniformes, Danionidae. The record is from RefSeq and is a predicted model, not a curated record.
ACUAUCUGGCAGCGGUGGAGGGGAGGGCUGGAGCUCGGCCGCAGUCGGGGCCGCCUGCGCUCAUCAAACGAACACACAGUGAGGCAGAGCUGGACUGGAAAUAUACUUUAUGCCGCAAUAUGCGUGAAUUUCUAAAAUAAACCCGGGGUUGCUGAAGCCCUUCGGAAGCAGGUCUGGAUCAGUACCGUCUGCGCGGGCCCUAAGUGGGCUGGCACGACCCGUCCUGAACACCCCCGAGCGUCAGACGGGCAUCGGGGACCACAUUACAUGCCGGCGAUUUUUCUUUUCUUUGAUUUCCCCCUUUAGGUUUAGCUUUCUUCUUUCCCCCUGGAAGCUCUUUGGUCGAUCGAGAAGAGCAGAGGAGAUUUUCCCCCUAGUGUGGCAGCCGGGCUGCUCCUGCACACACAGAUGAAUGAAGACCCCAUUCGGGAAGAACGCGGCCCAGAGACCCAGAGCUGAUGCAGGGCAUCCUGGUGUCUCUGCAAAUAUGAUGAAGAAAAAGAACUCUCAUAAGAAACACAAAACCAGCGUAGGCCCCACUAAAGCCGUGGCUCAGCCCAGGAGGAACAUUGUGGGCUGUCGGAUCCAGCACAUCUGGAAGGAGGGCAGCGGCGCUGCGUCCCAGUGGAAGGGCACCGUUUUAGACCAGGUGCCCGUGAACCCCUCGCUCUACCUGAUCAAAUACGACGGCUUCGACUGCGUCUACGGCCUGGAGCUGCACAAGGAUGAGCGGGUGCAAGGCCUGGAGGUCCUGCCAGACAGACUAGCUUCGACGCGCAUCAGCGACGCUCAUCUGGCCGACACUAUGAUUGGCAAAGCAGUGGAGCACAUGUUCGAGACGGAGGACGGCACCAAGAACGAGUGGAGAGGGAUGGUUCUGGCCCGAGCGCCCAUCAUGAACACAUGGUUCUACAUCACGUAUGAGAAAGACCCGGUGCUCUACAUGUACCAGCUGCUGGACGACUAUAAAGACGGAGAUCUGAGGAUCAUGCCGGACUCCAACGACUCUCCCCCAGCAGAGCGAGAGCCCGGAGAGGUGGUGGACAGCCUGGUGGGCAAGCAGGUGGAAUACGCCAAAGAGGACGGCUCUAAACGAACUGGCAUGGUCAUCCAUCAGGUGGAGGCCAAACCCUCCGUCUACUUCAUCAAGUUCGAUGACGACUUUCACAUUUACGUCUAUGAUCUGGUCAAAACAUCGUAGGCAGCGGGGAAAAAAACAAGGAGAGGGAGUGUUCGAGUAAUCAUGUGAUCCAC